UACAGUUCUGUUAUUGAAUGAACGAAACUUAUUUAUAAAUACCGGUUACGUAUCUUCUAAAUAUAAGAAACUGGACAUUAACGCUAUCAGUACGUAUUCAACCUGUUGCCUGAACACAAGUGUUUUAAAAAAGUUUAAAGAAAAUAGUUUUUAUUCGUCGCGUCUGUGUAUUUUUAGUUCUGUUUUAAUUUUAGAAUGCAUUCUGAGUUGCCAGUGUGUGAGCGGUGUUGUUUCUGUUUGCCGUUGCGUUAUGGUCUUAUAACAUGGGGAUAUAUACGAUUAAUAAUCGCUAUUUUGCUGACAGCGGGCGCCACCCUCACGUUCUACGGCAUGCUGGGCAUGGCGCUCAACUACCCCCUCGUCGAGUACACAGUGUACUCGGUCGUACUGGGUUUCGUCGUACUGUUAGCCCUAAACGAUGUAAUCCUCAACACGAUAUUCAUUAUUGGAGGACAUAAGAAAAACGUGAAGAUGCUACGAGCGUACUACAUCUACAGCCUCAUUCUGUGGACAACCACCACACUGCUGGGCAUAGCGUCCUGUAUCUACACGAUGACUCUGAUCAAGCUCGGUGAGAUCGACAUCUCUCUCCACAUCUGGAUCGUACUCAUGGACGUAUCAUCACUGUUGGCUCAGAUUUUGAUCCAAGCCUACGUGAUACUUCUAGUGAGGAGCGAGAUGAUCAAACUGAGAAGCAAAUGCCAGUUCCGAUUCGUGAACAACGCCGCAGAAUCAGAGUGCACAAUGAGAUACAAUGCAGAAAUAGCAAAUAGAGACGCAAAUGGUUUCACAGAAAACGAUACUAGUGCCAAAGACGCUUGCGAAUUUAUAGGAUACGUGUCAAAGAAUAAUGAACCUUAUUGAUUUUAAAAGUGUUUUCUUAAUGGGCGAAAUAAAGUGAGCCCUUUCCAAUAUAUAAAAAUGAGGUUGUUAUCCAAAUAUAGAAACAAGAUAGGUCCACGUACUGACAAAGAGAUUCUAUAUUUUGACCGUGCCAU
This is a messenger RNA of Trichoplusia ni (cabbage looper), 998 nucleotides long. RefSeq lists its product as uncharacterized. The record is from RefSeq and is a predicted model, not a curated record. Bases 196 to 864 code for a protein of 222 amino acids. The transcript is spliced from 4 exons. Lineage: Eukaryota; Metazoa; Arthropoda; Insecta; Lepidoptera; Noctuidae.